AGCCAACAUCAUUCCCCAGCCGAACGCCAACAACGCUAGCAGCAGAUCCAGCGAUCAGCGUUAAAAGAGCCACAAUCCACGUUUAGCCAGCAGCCAGCAGCCAAGCACCAACCGCUAACCGCUAGCAUCGAUAACGAGCAGCUGUUUUGGGCCCAGUUUCAGACAGUUAUCUGGCCGCAUCUGCCAACAGCAGCAGCAGCGGCAGCACCGAUCCCCCGCAUCGUCAGCAUCAACAGCAGCGGCAGCAGCAGCAGCAGAAUUGUCAGCAGAAACAAGUGCAAAAGUGAAGUGAACUCCGCCGACAGCGACGCUCUCUCUGUCACCUCCACCUCCACCACCACCACCACCUGCUUUGGCAGCAGCUCCUCUCUCGCGCUCCGGCUGUGUUCGCCGCGGUUCGCUUUAGACUCGGACUCGGAUUCGGACCCGAGAUCGGGUUCGUGUGGCGCUCCGCUCGCGCUCCAAGUCGCGCCGUAAAUUACUUGCAAAGUUAAAUUUAGUCUCGGCUUUUAAUACCGUUUUUGUGCGUUUUCGAGUUGGUCGUGUUUUUAUUAACAACAAAAUUCCAAUCAACAAUCAAAAAAACAAAAAUCAGCUCGAACCAAAACCAAAAAAAAAUAAUUCCGAAGAGUAAAGCUCUUCCAGCUCUUCGGUGGGAAAGACUUUAAUGUGCCUGCGAGAAUCUUGAAAUUGUGAAACACUUCCCGGAUCGAUAUCCUGUUGGCCGAUAAUCCUGCUGAAAUUUUUUUUCUUGGCCAACUACCCAAGUAAACUACAUCAUUUUUUUUCUGUUGAACAAACUUGAACGGAGAUGUAAGCUACUCGCCCCCGCCGAGAACUGAGCCCCACUUCCUGCUGAACAUUAAGAAGAACAUUUUUUUUUCGACGCGGCCCACGACCCACCAGCUCCGAAACGUCCAGCGCCAGCAAGCCAGCCUUAAACAACAAUAUCCAAUUUCAUAACAUUUAAUUGCAAAGAGCAGCAAUUUAAUAUCAUAAUUUACAAACAAACAAACAAAAAAAAAACGCGCUCACAUACACACACACACACACAUACACAUACGGGCGCACUAAUACGCACACACAGAGGACAGCGUAUCAAAAAGACGGAAGUGGAUUUUGUUCGUUCAUCGGCAAAGCGGCGCAUCCUGUUUUUGGAUUUUCCACACAAUCAAAAAAAAACAAACAAACAAACACACACGGGACUCUCUCGCGAACACGUCGAAGAGUUGCGAUCACGUUUUCGCAACAGAUAUAACGCCGCACUCUUUCCUUUGGUUAAUUGAUUAACCAGCACACUCGAAAAAGGGAACGGAGAACGGAGAACACGGCAAGAGAAAUCCAGCAAGAUGACUGGUUUCACCAACGGCGGCUUCGAGAACGAUGAGCCCGUCAAGCCGAAAGCUGGUUUCGAGCCCGACACCGCCUCUCUGCGAGAGAAAGUUGUGCUGAAUCCGGCCGAGAAAUGGCGCAUCUUAAAGAAUAUCUCGAUCAUCUCGAUCGCCUUCAUGGUGCAGUUCACCGCGUUUCAGGGCACAGCCAAUCUGCAGUCGUCGAUUAACUCAAAAGAUGGCCUGGGCACUGUGUCGCUGAGCGCGAUCUACGCGGCCCUGGUGGUGUCGUGCAUUUUCCUGCCCACCCUCAUCAUCCGCAAGCUCACCGUCAAAUGGACACUCGUCUUCAGCAUGCUCUGCUAUGCGCCCUACAUUGCCUUCCAGCUCUUCCCGCGCUUCUACACCCUGGUGCCCGCCGGCAUACUGGUGGGUAUGGGCGCAGCGCCCAUGUGGGCAUCCAAGGCGACCUAUCUGACCCAGGUGGGACAGGUGUAUGCCAAGAUCUCAGAUCAGGCGGUCGAUGCCAUCAUUGUGCGGUUCUUUGGCUUCUUCUUCCUGGCCUGGCAGUCCGCCGAGCUCUGGGGCAAUCUGAUCUCCAGCUUGGUUCUCUCCAGCGGUGCUCAUGGAUCCAGCAGCAGCGCCAACUCAACGAUCAGCGAGGAGGAUCUGCAGUACUGCGGCGCCAACUUCUGCACCACCGGCGCCAACGGACACGGCAACCUGGAGCGUCCGCCAGAGGAUGAGAUCUUCGAGAUCUCGAUGAUCUAUCUGUCCUGCAUCGUGGCAGCCGUCUGCAUCAUUGCCUUCUUCCUCGAUCCCCUCAAGCGCUACGGAGAGAAGCGCAAGGGCUCCAACUCGGCCGCCGAGCUGUCGGGCCUCCAACUGCUCUCGGCCACGUUCCGUCAGAUGAAGAAGCCGAAUCUGCAGCUUCUCAUCCCCAUCACCAUCUUCAUUGGCAUGGAGCAGGCCUUCAUCGGUGCCGACUUCACCCAGGCCUAUGUGGCCUGUGCCUUGGGCGUCAACAAGAUCGGCUUCGUGAUGAUCUGCUUCGGCGUUGUCAACGCCCUCUGCUCCAUCCUGUUCGGCUCUGUGAUGAAAUACAUUGGCCGCACGCCCAUCAUUGUCCUCGGAGCCGUGGUGCACUUCACCCUCAUUACGGUGGAGCUGUUCUGGCGGCCCAAUCCCGACAACCCCAUCAUCUUUUACGCCAUGUCCGGCCUAUGGGGCGUCGGCGAUGCCGUCUGGCAGACCCAGAUCAACGGCCUCUACGGGCUGCUUUUCCGCCGCAACAAGGAGGCCGCUUUCUCCAACUACCGCCUGUGGGAGUCGGCUGGCUUCGUGAUCGCCUACGCCUAUGCCACAACGCUGUGCACCCGCAUGAAGCUCUACAUCCUGCUGGCGGUGCUCACGCUCGGCUGCAUCGGCUACGUCAUUGUCGAGAUCCUCUACAGGAAGAAGCAACGCAAGGUCAAGAAGCAGGAGAAGCUGGAGGCUGCCGAGAAGGAGAAGGAGGCCGCGGCUGCCGCAGCCAUUGCUGCUGCCGAGGCCAAUGCGAUCGACUGCGUCGAGGAGACCGACGACGAGCUGGAUGAUCUCGAAGAAGAUAUUGUAGUCACGCGCCUGUAAUCGGAGCCAUCGGUGCCGAUAACUAUGAACUGUUCGAUCAAUUGAAUCGAGUGAUCGAUAAUCGAAGAUCGAAAGGAAAUAAAUCGUUGUAUAGCCAAUGGCGUACUUAGUGCAUUGACCCCCUUCCCCCCACCAUACCAUAUGCCUACCACCCCCCUCCCCCACUCCACCAAGCACUCGACACCACAGCCCCUCCUCCUCCAGAGAAAAAACCAUUUAGCUCAAAGACCAUCCCGAGACGCACACACACACAUGCCACUCGAUAUGCAUGCAGCCCCACCACCCCCCUCCCCACUCCAACGAAUGUGUGUGUGUGUGUACUUGGGUAACUUUAAUUUGUACAUAAAAAGAGAGAACCGAAAGAGAGUGAGAGAGAGAGAGAGGAGAGAAAGAAAGAGGAGAAUGACAGGCAAGAGCAGCCAGUCGAAGAGAGAGAAUGAAAUGAAAGCAAAAUAUGCGGAAUACAUUUGCAUGUGUGUUAGUGUACGCACGAUUCCACUCACACACAUCACCACACACACGUACAUAUAUGUACUGUACAUUGCAUAUGUGUGUGUGUGCGGGCCCCUUAAUGCCUAAACCAAUUGUUAUUUUAUUUUAAAUCGUAUUUUAACUAUAGUCUCUACCAUAAAACACUUUUCAUUGUAAAUUGAGUUUUAUAUAUACAUAUAUAUAUAUAUUUUUUUUUGGUUCGUUGCCGCUGAGAAAACAGAAAGGAAAACGUGAUAUUCCGCAACACUCCCACACACACAACACACACGCACACACACACACGUACAGACAUACAGUCACAACAAAAA
Drosophila obscura is the source of this 3760-nucleotide messenger RNA. Its product is annotated as UNC93-like protein. Gene Ontology annotation, cellular component: striated muscle dense body; plasma membrane. The transcript is spliced from 6 exons. Lineage: Eukaryota; Metazoa; Arthropoda; Insecta; Diptera; Drosophilidae. Bases 1350 to 2960 code for a protein of 536 amino acids. Gene Ontology annotation, molecular function: potassium channel regulator activity. The record is from RefSeq and is a predicted model, not a curated record. Gene Ontology annotation, biological process: regulation of potassium ion transport; regulation of muscle contraction.